Venturia canescens is the source of this 928-nucleotide messenger RNA. RefSeq names its product deoxynucleotidyltransferase terminal-interacting protein 2. The coding region runs from base 45 to 836 and encodes 263 amino acids. Gene Ontology annotation, cellular component: nucleolus. NCBI's taxonomy places the organism in Eukaryota, Metazoa, Arthropoda, Insecta, Hymenoptera, Ichneumonidae. The transcript is spliced from 2 exons. Gene Ontology annotation, biological process: RNA processing. The record is from RefSeq and is a predicted model, not a curated record. Gene Ontology annotation, molecular function: RNA binding.
GAGGAAAACGAUUACGUCGAGAGCAAUUGUAUAACCUCAACACGAUGGAUUUUUUAAUAGACACACGGGGCCAAGCUGAUUUAGUUUCGAGAGAUCAAUUAUUAGACAGCGACGAUGAUGUGGAAUUCGAAGACAUUGGACUCGAACCCUCGCAACUAUUAGCAGGCAAAAAGAAACCGAAAAAAUUGGUAAAAAGAACCGCCGUCACAUUGGCAAAUGUCAAAAAGUUGUCGACCAAGGAUCUGGAUUUGGACGAAUUUGAAAAGGAAAUGGGUUGGAAUAACAAACGUCGAAAGCAGCCAAAACACGCGGUUGACGUUGAGAAAAUAACAAAUCAAGGCGUCGCAAAAUCCGUUGACGAGUUAAUGAAAAAAUCUGUGCUGCAGCCAGGUUUCGAGCAAUUAGAGCGAGUACCGAAAUACGAACAAAGUUUGAGAACAGUCAGGAGGAUUCGUCAAAAAGAGCGAGAAAAAACUAAAGGCGCCAAGUGGUUCAAUUUACCGGCAACCGAAAUGACAGACGAAAUCAAACACGAUCUCGAAGUCAUUCAAAUGAGAUCGGUUCUCGAUCCAAAACAUUUCUAUAAAAAGAAUGACAUAAAAGCUUUGCCCAAAUAUUUCCAAAUCGGUAAGGUCAUAGAUUCACCGUUAGAUUAUUACAAUGGAAGACUAACCAAAAAAGAACGUAAGCGUACCAUUGUGGACGAGCUCAUGGCUGAUGCAGAAUUUUCUAAAUUCAACAAACGCAAAUACAAAGAAAUCCUUGACGACAAACGAAAGUUGCAGUACAAAGCUCACAAACACGCCAGGAAAUUGAAGAAUAAAAAAAGAAAGUGAAUUCAAAUUUGCUUGUGUUUAUAAGAAACUUUUCUGUGUAAAAUAAUCGAUUCGUCAAAGAUGUUUAUUAAAAAAAGUUGAGUAAUGAAAAA